AUGCAAGUGAGCCGAAAGUUAAGUCGGUUUCCUCUUGAAGACAGAGACAAGAGACUGCUCCAGCAAAUUAAUAAGGACACAUCACUCAACGAUGUCAACAACAGGUCAGGUGAUCAAAUGCAAAGCAGCUGUUGCAUGGGAGCCUGGGAAGCCUCUGUCCAUUGAGAAUGUGGAGGUGGCCCCACCCAAGGCCCAUGAAGUCCGCAUCAAGGUUGUUGCUGCGGGCGUGUGUCACACAGACUGGGAAUACCUGCAUCAGACUGGAAAAGGGCUGAAGUUUAGACCAUUCCCGUUAGUUCUCGGCCACGAAGCGGCGGGGAUAGUGGAGAGCGUCGGCCCCGAAGUCACCAACUUCUCACCGGGUGACAAAGUCAUUCCUCUUUUUCUGCCACAGUGUGGGGAAUGUGAACAAUGUCAGGGCCUUAAAAGGAAUCAGUGCAGGAAGAACUGGGCGAACGCACAAGUGGGUGUAUUGGCUGAUGGCACAAGCAGGAUAUCUUUUAAGGGCCAACAGGUGUACCAGUACCUUGGGAUCAGUUCUUUCUGCCAGUACACUGUGGUUCCCGAUAUCUGUCUUGCAAAACUAAGAAGUGACGCACCGCUCGACAAAGUGUGUCUACUCGGCUGGGAUGUCUCCACCGGUUAUGGUGCUGCUGUUAAUGCAUGCAAGGUGGAAAAAGAUUCAUCGUGUGCUGUGUUUGGGCUCGGAGCUGUCGGACUGGCAGCCGUCAUGGGCUGCCAGGCUGCUGAGGCAAAAAGGAUCAUCGCGGUCGACAUCAACCCCGACAAGUUUGAGAAAGCCCGAAUGCUCGGAGCCACUGACUGUGUCAACCCCAACGAUUAUAUCAAGCCCAUCCAGCAGGUUCUGGUGGAUUUGACAGACGGAGGGGUGGACUACGCUCUAGAGUGUAAUGGAAAGCCAGUUUUUACGACAACAGGUUCUUUAUGCUCUCUGAGUGCUGCGCUGGAGUCCACGACAGACGGCUGGGGCACCUGUGUCAUUGUCGGGGAGAAUGAGACGGAAGCAAUGAGCGUCACGGUUGAAAAGAUCCUGAUGGGACGCACCUUGAAGGGGACCUAUUUUGGAGAUUGGAACAGUGUGGCGGAUGUGCCGACACUGGUGGACGACUACAUGAACAAGCUGAAGCUGGAUGAGUUCAUCGACCACAACCUCCAGCUGGACCAAAUCAAUACGGCCUUCGAGUACAUGACGAGUGGGGAAAGCAUCCGUACUGUAAUCAGUCUGUGCGAGGCGACACCUACAGGGGAUACCGUACAAGGAAGCCAGUGCAAAGACCUCAGAACUGGAGUGAUGUGA
Anarrhichthys ocellatus (wolf-eel) is the source of this 1318-nucleotide messenger RNA. Its product is annotated as alcohol dehydrogenase class-3-like. The coding region runs from base 92 to 1318 and encodes 408 amino acids. The transcript is spliced from 11 exons. Gene Ontology annotation, molecular function: S-(hydroxymethyl)glutathione dehydrogenase [NAD(P)+] activity; alcohol dehydrogenase (NAD+) activity; zinc ion binding. Gene Ontology annotation, cellular component: cytosol. The record is from RefSeq and is a predicted model, not a curated record. Lineage: Eukaryota; Metazoa; Chordata; Actinopteri; Perciformes; Anarhichadidae. Gene Ontology annotation, biological process: formaldehyde catabolic process.